CUUGGUUUACUGACCGUCAGACAUUAACGUCAAAUCGGGAAUGUUAUUGUUGCUCAACUCCACAGAAUAUUUGAUUUUUUGCUCGUGUUAAACGUACUUUGCUAGAAAUUUUAGUGUAAAAGUCAAUCAUAGCCAAGAAAUGUUUAUUUGAUGUAAUUUAUAUUCGUUUACAAGUAUGGCUACUGUUGAAAAUUAUCAAAAUAAUUGCGUGUUUUGCAAAAUUCUUCAGAAAGAAGAGCCUGGUACAAAUAUUUAUGAGGACGAGCAUGUUGCCUGCAUCAAAGAUAUAAAUCCUGCCUCAACUCAUCACUAUCUUAUCAUUCCUAAGAUUCACAUUGUCAAUGCUAAAGUCAUGGAAAAAAAAGAUGAAGAAAUUUAUGAUAAGAUGGUUGCCACAGUAGAUAUUAUUAUUGAUCGUCUAGGUUUGGAAAAAACUUCAACUCGAACAGGAUUUCAUUGGCCUCCGUUUACUACUGUUAACCAUUUACACCUGCAUGUUAUAUCUCCAGUAGAAUCAAUGAGUUUUGUGAAAAAUAUGAUGUUUAAGCCAAACUCUUACUGGUUUGUGGGCACAGAUUACGUAAAAUCACGUUUCAUCAAAGAUAGUUAGUGUUGACUGUAAUAGUGAUUCUCAUAGUUUGUUGAUACCAAGGAUUUGUUUAAAUGCAGUUUUAGAUAAUCUUAUGCUAAAUUUUAUUCAGGGGCUGGAAAAAUGUUUUCAUGAAUCAUGCGCUGCCAUUCUGUACCAUGGGGAUAUUC
Messenger RNA from Trichogramma pretiosum, 759 nucleotides. RefSeq names its product histidine triad nucleotide-binding protein 3-like. NCBI's taxonomy places the organism in Eukaryota, Metazoa, Arthropoda, Insecta, Hymenoptera, Trichogrammatidae. Gene Ontology annotation, molecular function: catalytic activity. The record is from RefSeq and is a predicted model, not a curated record. Bases 176 to 610 code for a protein of 144 amino acids. The transcript has 5 exons.